This is a messenger RNA of Venustampulla echinocandica, 1341 nucleotides long. RefSeq lists its product as uncharacterized. The coding region runs from base 1 to 1341 and encodes 446 amino acids. The transcript has a single exon. NCBI's taxonomy places the organism in Eukaryota, Fungi, Ascomycota, Leotiomycetes, Helotiales, Pleuroascaceae. The record is from RefSeq and is a predicted model, not a curated record.
AUGUACCCCUACGCCUAUCUGUUCACCGCAGCUCGAUUCUUAGGUCACGCCUCCAAUCCCGUUUCAAUCUGGAAUCUCUAUUCCCCAUCCAAAGAGCUGCGGGCCAUGAUAUUGGAAGUUAAUAAUACCUACAAUGAACGACACAUAUACUUCCUCAAACUGCAGUCCGCUGAAGGGGACCACGAAAUUGAUCACCCCCAAGGCAAAACAUCAUGCUAUUCAACAACAUUCCCCAAAGCACUUUACUUAUCCGUAUUCGAUUCCCGCACCGGCACAUACAAGAUCUGUGCUACCGACGCUCUUUCCCCAUCCAUGUCAGGUAAUGGCCCAAUAAACAUCACCAUCGCACUCUCGUCCACACGCACCAAGCUUGUCGGGAGACUCUGUUCUACAUCCUCAGGAAUCGACCCAGGAUCCCUCUUGUUGUGGGAGAAGACGGUUUUCCUUGCACAGUGGGUAUGGGUAGGUCUUGCCACAUAUUUUCGCACACGGGUCCAGGCGUUCAUUCUUUUCUACCGCAAAAAUAUUACGUGGGUUGUCAAGCCUCAGCCAAGCAGGGAGAGCAUGCCAAGGCGUGCAAACAAGAUGGAGAUUUUUCUUGAGGGUAUCUUCCGGCGAUAUGUACAUCAUGUUAUCAAACGGACGCUCCGGCCAGUUAAAGUUCGUUACCUCCCGGCGGGGAUUCUAGAGGUUGGCGAAGAAGUGGUAUAUUCCCCAUCGGCACUUCAGGUGGAAGCCCACGGAGAAAUUCAAGAGCUGGAGAUUAGGAUCCUCACCCCACUGUUCUAUUCUCGACUCUUAUACUACACGUUCUCCACCCUAUCCGAGAUAAUCCUUGCUGAAUCCCAAUUGCUAAACCAGACACUUUCGCUCUCUGAUACGGACACUGUCACAACGCUCUUUGCUAGAAAUCAACAAGACAACCCAUAUUGCCAGUCUACAGAAAGAUUGUCAUACUUCGAUACAUAUGUCUCAUCAGCUUUGCACUUCCUCAACUUCCUGAAUGGUCCAAAAGAGCCUCAGAAUCAUCACGAGCAAGCACCACGAAUCCAGACCUGUGAAACGACCUCCUUUCCAACACACAAUUUCCGUUUUCACUUACCCAGAGAAGCAGAAUCAGUGUCACAAGCACUUCCACUCUUAGCAUUCCUCACCACCCCUCAACACCAGGAGCAGCACGGAGGUUGCUCCCAAGACGAACGUCGUAUUUACACCUCUUACCUACUGUACCAGUACCUUGCCACGCAUACUGCGGGUGGGAGUACAAAUUUGCUUAGAAUGGAAAUCGGGGUUGUUAAAUUUUGUCUUCUCUGGUAUCUGGUGCGAAGUCUAUGUCCUUAG